AUGUUUGAAAAUGUUGAUGAAACACCGAAUAAUGUCUGUGGUGUCAUUGGGAAUCGUUAUGUGAUUGCAGGACCUGUUGAUGAACCAGUCGAGAAACCAUUCAUGUAUUUUCACUUGCACGAUGAUUAUCCAAAAGGCGAGAAAGAAAAGCCAUUGUAUGCGAUGAUUGGGCGGCAUGCGCAAUCCUAUGGACCGAUACAUAUGUCCAUCAGAGUAUUGGAAACAGUUAAGGAUAGAAGUGUACACUUCCCAGAAAUUGUUCUACGUGGGAAAAUUGAAAAACUUUACUUCGGAAGUGAAGGAGAACAAGAAGCGGAACUUGAUCCGGAACACGGUGGUCGGCCUUUCGCAAUCAUCAAAUACGACGCUACUCCAGUUUCGGUGCUUUCUUUCUUAUCACCAGAAAGGACUUUACCAAGUGUGUUAUCCUUAAUGAUUGGUCUUGGAUGUGUUCGAGCAUUGGCAGCACUGAAUCGUGCCGGUUUUGUGCACCGUUUUGUAACGCCCUUUAAUUUUGCGAUCACAAAUCCAUUAACGAAGACGAAUAUCCUAGAGAAGAUGAUCAUCACUGAUUUCAGUGCCGUUUUACCCUGGCCAUGCAAGCCACGCAUAUUUGUACCAUUUGUUGGUUCCUAUCGAUAUAGCUCUGUAAGAGCACAUUGGGGACGUGAACAAGGCCCAUCAGAUGAUAUUAUAUCAGUAAUUUAUAUGGUCGCUGAAAUGUUACACGGAAAAUUACCAUGGCGAUCGCUAAAUGAUGAUGAGGAUCGAAUUUGCUAUAUUAAAACAUAUUUCUACAAAACGAAUGCUUUUAAAAAAUUGCCACGUCAGCUAAGACAGAUUUACCUAGAAAUGCUUUCGAAAACAGGUUCAGCACAUGUUGACUUUAAAUCUAUUAUUGAAUUGUUCAAAAAAGCGAUCGAUAACAGAGAUUACGAUAACUUUCAAAUACCAGAAUGGCUUACCUAUGAUUAA
This is a messenger RNA of Loa loa (African eye worm), 975 nucleotides long. RefSeq lists its product as hypothetical. Gene Ontology annotation, molecular function: protein serine/threonine kinase activity. NCBI's taxonomy places the organism in Eukaryota, Metazoa, Nematoda, Chromadorea, Rhabditida, Onchocercidae. The coding region runs from base 1 to 975 and encodes 324 amino acids. Gene Ontology annotation, biological process: signal transduction; peptidyl-serine phosphorylation. Gene Ontology annotation, cellular component: cytoplasm; nucleus. The transcript has 7 exons. The record is from RefSeq and is a predicted model, not a curated record.